UUCUGUUAUUCGUAGUUAUAGAAUUCAAUUUUUUUUCUGUCGAGAUGUUGAAACCCCUCGCAGUACUUCUCGUGAUCAGUAUUUUUGCUGUUUCGUGUGUGAAUUGUUCCAAUAUUUUAGUUAUUUUGUCAUUCCCUCCUCCUAGCCACCAUUUGUGGAAUGAAAAGAUCGUCAACAAAUUAGCCGAACGUGGCCACAACAUAACUGUCCUUUCGGUACAUCUUUCAAAAACCACCCCUAAAAAUGUUCACUACAUUCACUUGGAGAAAACAGCGUCCCAUAUUUGGCAAAAAGCAGUUUUCACCCUAAACGAUAUCACCCUGGAAAAGAGCUACCGUUUAAUAAAGAUUGGAUACUCUUAUAUGCAGCUUAUCUGUGAGGGAAGCCUCCUUUCAGAUGGAUUCAAAACGCUCCAAAAUUACCCAGAACAUUUCAAAUUUGAUCUGAUUAUUCAUGACAUCAAUGGUGGACCAUGCCUUUUAGGCCUUCUACACAAGUUUGGAUAUCCGCCUCUAGUGGGGAUAUCUGCGUAUAAAUAUACACCGGAACUUGCGGAUAUCAUCGGGGGACAUUAUUUUCCAGGCUAUAUUCCGUUUGUCAGUAUGCCAUUCGAUACGAACAUGACUUUCUUGCAACGUUUGGAGAAUAUUUGCUUUACAAUUGUGGAUUACAUAUACAGACACUAUGUUCAUAUUCCUCAGCGUGAUAGGCUUGCCGCCUCCUUCUACAACUAUACGCUCCCGUCGUUCCAGAGCCUUGAGCAGCGAACAACGGUGGCCUUGCUAAAUAUCCAUUCAGCGACUGAUUUUAACAUUCCUUUAGGACCAAACGUGAUUGCAGUUGGUGGAUUAGAAGUGGACGAACCCAAGCCGCUUCCAAAGGAUCUAGAACAAUUCAUUUCCACGUCAAAAUCAGGCGCAAUUUUAAUAUGUUUUGGAACCGCCGUGGACUCCUCAAUGUUCCCUGAUGAAAAGCAACAAAUGAUUUUAGAUGUAGUUCGAAAAUUUCCCAGCUAUAAUUUUAUAUGGAAAUUCGGAAAAGAUAUAUCACAUGACAACAUAUCAAAUCUGUUGAUAAGGAAGUGGUUGCCGCAGAAUGAUAUCCUUGCUCAUCCAAAUAUUAAACUGUUUAUAUCACACGGCGGCGGACUAAGUUCAAACGAAGCAACCUGGCAUGGGGUUCCUCUGGUUGUCGUUCCAUUUUACCUAGACCAAAUACAGAAUUCACGAAAAUCUGUUCUUGCUGGUGUUGGGAAGACUUUGAAUGUGCAAACCAUGACCGCCAAGGAUUUGGAAGAAGCAAUUCGUUCAGUAUUGGAAGACAGCUCAUACAGGGAUCGUGCUAAAACUCGAUCAGAAAACUUUCGAGACCGCCCUCAAUCCCCGAUGGACACAGCUAUCUGGUGGAUUGAGUACGUACUACGCCAUCCAAACCCGACACACUUGCGACCGCCAACAUUGGAUUUAAGUUUACUGCAAAUCAGCUCCUGUGAUGUUAUCCUGUUUUUGAUACUAGUUUUAGCCAUUAUAAUUUGGAUUAUUUAUUUAUUGGUGAAAAAAUUGUUUAAAACAUUAGCAUUUAAAGGCAAAUUGAAGAAAAAGAACCAAUAAAAAUAAAAGAUAUUAUCUUA
This is a messenger RNA of Hermetia illucens (black soldier fly), 1630 nucleotides long. Its product is annotated as UDP-glucosyltransferase 2-like. The coding region runs from base 45 to 1610 and encodes 521 amino acids. The record is from RefSeq and is a predicted model, not a curated record. Gene Ontology annotation, molecular function: UDP-glycosyltransferase activity. The transcript is spliced from 5 exons. NCBI's taxonomy places the organism in Eukaryota, Metazoa, Arthropoda, Insecta, Diptera, Stratiomyidae.